Messenger RNA from Clonostachys rhizophaga, 1362 nucleotides. Lineage: Eukaryota; Fungi; Ascomycota; Sordariomycetes; Hypocreales; Bionectriaceae. The record is from the annotation of a GenBank genome assembly.
AUGGCCAAGAGUGUUACACCGGCCAAGGUCACCAAGGGCACCACUCCCAAACCCCGCACAAAGACAACACAGCCGAAGAAACAAGCACCCCUUUCUCCGAAGCGAAUUCAGAAGGCACCCACCUCGUCUCCAUCUUCCAGCACCGGCAGCGACGGUGACGUCGACUCGGAAGAAUCCGAGUCCGAGUCUGAGAGCGAGACUGAAGCCAGCAGUGUCUACCAAGAUACUGGCUCGGGCGCUGAGCCGGGUGUCAUACAACGUUUCAAACGCGACCAUAUCCCCCGAAAGAUGACUCGAAGCCUUACUGCAAGUCCCUCUGGCAACUCCUCGAGCAGUGGGAGUGGAGACAGCAGUGAUUCUGAUAGCGACAGCGACAGCAACGAUCAGUUCGACGAAAAUAACCACGAACGUGCCAGUGACAGCAUCGGUGAAAGGAGCAGUGGUAGCGACAGCGACGGCUACAGUGGCUACACGAGCAACAGUAGCGAAGGCAGUAGCAAAGACAAUGUCAGCGGCAAAGGUAGCUCCAGGAGUACCACCAACGAAGGCAGCAGUGCCUAUGACAGCGAUUGUAGCAGCGAUGGUAGCGACGACGACAGCGAUGAUAGCGAAGAUGAGAGUGAUUCCGAGUCCGAGCCGCCAAAGCCCCUUACUCCCAAAAAGACUGUCAAGAAGCCCGCCAAGACACCCGCGACGGCUUCAACGCGUGGUAAAAACAAGGCCCGGCCUUCGAAUGGCACGAAAGGGGAGGAAGCUUAUAUCAAAUCCGAACCCGACUCUGACUCCGGCCUCCCACCAGUGCCCAUGGCGUCAAUCUCGGCAAAGGAUCAGGAGCCUCCCACCUCGGCCCAGAGAGCUUCCGUUCCACCUUCAAAGCGUAAGGAAAGGCCAAAACCAGAGGUCCGAUCUGCCAAGAGGGGCCGCGAAGAAGACGAGGUCGAGAAACAGACCGCUACUGGGCGGCCCGCGGCGAAGAGAAGGGCAACAACUCAGCAACAAAGCAGUCCUAGUGAGAAAACCAAGUCAAGCAAGGCUCGACGUCACGACAAGAAACCGCCGGCCGAGGCUCCAUGCGGUGUAGAGUCAUCCAAAUCCAGGCGGUUUGCUGAGAAUGGGAGUAGCCCUCUUCUAGAGCAAACGUUCAAGGAUCUUCCCCAGAUCGAAUCAGAGCACAAGCGCUCCAUUGACAUGCUGAUGCAGCGUAUAAAUGCAAUGGAAGAGAAGAGCAUCAGACAAGACAAAAAAAUCACAAAACAAGACGAAAAGAUUAUGAAGCAAGACAAGAAAAUCAUAAGGCAGGAUAAAAAGAUCAUUAGACAGGAUGAGAAGAUUAUGCGUCAGGAUGAGAAAUUGAUGAAAUAG